AUGAUGCUCCUCCACCACCAUGGUCAUCAGCUACUCACCGCAGCCCUAGCGGCGCUGAGCACUACCGUCACCGCAGCUCCAGCCGUCACAUCACCUAACAACUCCUCUUCUUCUUCUGUCAUCGUCGUGAGCCAAUCCGUCCCCGAAUCCGCUGGCUUGCCCGUCUUGCAUCCGUUUGUGUCGUUUUCGAUUGAGUUUGUCUUCUUUCCGGAUUAUGCGGGGAAUCGAUCUCAUCCGAACACCUUCUCGAAUAACUUGUUGGAUAAUCUGGCCGAGUUGGAGGGGGUGAAGCCUUUUAUUCGGGUGGGAGGGAUUACGCAAGACUUCGCCCUCUACGACCCGACCCUCCCCACCGCGACGAACGGCACCUAUGUCCCCAGCAUCAGCACGGACUACCCCCUGCUCCUGACGAUCGGGCCCUCGUACUUCGAGUCCUACUCGACCUGGCCGGGAGCCCGGUUCAUCCACGGCUUCAACCUGGGCCGGAACACCUCGGCGCAGUUCGCACAGCUGCUGGAGACGGUGCCGCUGGUGUGCGAGGCGCUGGCCGGGGGCAAGCUGGCCUACUGGGAGCUGGGCAACGAGCCCGAUCUCUACAAGACCUCGGCGCAGGGGGCGGUGCGGCCCCCCACCUGGACGGAGCGGGACUACGUGAAUGAGUGGGUGAAUAAGACGACGGCCAUCCAGCAGAAGAUGCGGGCGUCGUGCGCCGGCGGGGAGGAAUGCGCUAACGCCAAGUAUAUCGCGCCGUCGUUUGCGGGGGUCUCCAAUAGUUUGAACCCCGUGGUGACGUGGGAGAAUGGGCUUGACAGGAAGGGGAAUAUCGCGCUGAAUUCGGAGCAUAAUUACAUUGGCGGCGCCACGCAACCGGGCGUUACACUGCAGAAGACACUAAUGAACCAUACGAUGACGGUCCAGAGCGUCGCGCAGCAUGUCAAUGUCUCGACCAUCCUGCUUGAAAAGAACCUGACCACGAAUAUCCCGUACAUCUUGGGGGAGACCAAUUCGUUGUACAACGAAGGCGCGUCGGGGCUCUCCAAUUCGUUCGGCGCGGCGCUCUGGGGCGUCGACUUCAACCUCUACUGCGCGUCGCAGAACAUCCGACGGACCCACAUGCACCAGGGACGCGACUUUCGGUACGCCUCCUGGCAGCCGGUCAACACCAACAGAACCACCAUUGGCACCAAGGCGCCCUACUACGGCAACGUCAUGGUGGCGGCUAUGCUCCACGGCGGCGAGGGCGGCGAGAAGGACGAUGUCCAGAUCGCCAACCUUCCGCUGAAGCGAGACACCGAGGCCGCAUAUGCCGCGUACGUGAACGGUGGCUUGGCCCGGAUUGCUGUCAUCAACCUGGUGGAGUUCAAUUACACCGGGUCGACAACGACGGGCAGCAGCCAACGACCCAACGCGUCUUAUGUUUUUCAAGUGCCCUCAUCUGCUGCUGGAACUACUGUCUCAGUGCAGCGGCUGAUAGCCAACGGUAGUGACGCUAUCACGGGGAUCACCUGGGAUGGAUUGUCGUACAAUUAUGAACUGAACAAUGGGAAGCCUGUGCGUUUGGCAAACAUCACGGCGGGGGAGACAGUUUCGGUUAGCCGAGACGGAACAGUGAGCAUCGAGGUUCCUUAUUCGAGCGCUGCUCUCUUGACGUGGUAG
This is a messenger RNA of Aspergillus brunneoviolaceus CBS 621.78, 1656 nucleotides long. RefSeq names its product glycosyl hydrolase family 79 C-terminal domain-containing protein. The transcript has 4 exons. The coding region runs from base 1 to 1656 and encodes 551 amino acids. The record is from RefSeq and is a predicted model, not a curated record. Lineage: Eukaryota; Fungi; Ascomycota; Eurotiomycetes; Eurotiales; Aspergillaceae.